Molecule: messenger RNA, 210 nt
Organism: Tetrahymena thermophila SB210
Lineage: Eukaryota; Ciliophora; Oligohymenophorea; Hymenostomatida; Tetrahymenidae
Product: ion channel inhibitory toxin protein
Exons: 1
Source: RefSeq, a predicted model, not a curated record
AUGAGAAUCAACAAUAUUUUGAUCUUCUUAGCUUUAGCAUUAACAUUAUUGCUCGGCACAAUCGUUACAAUUAAUUCUUCUUCUGUUAACGAAAAAAUUGGUGAUGGAGCUUGCUCUGGAGUUAACUAAGGAUGUAGUGAUGAUACAGAUUGUUGCAGUGGUUUAAGAUGCUAGAUGGUACCACAAAAGUUCUUUGGAAAAUGUGUCUGA